Pistacia vera is the source of this 924-nucleotide messenger RNA. RefSeq names its product MOB kinase activator-like 1A. Gene Ontology annotation, molecular function: protein kinase activator activity. The transcript has 7 exons. Gene Ontology annotation, biological process: positive regulation of protein phosphorylation; signal transduction. The record is from RefSeq and is a predicted model, not a curated record. The coding region runs from base 129 to 776 and encodes 215 amino acids. Lineage: Eukaryota; Viridiplantae; Streptophyta; Magnoliopsida; Sapindales; Anacardiaceae. Gene Ontology annotation, cellular component: nucleus; cytoplasm.
CAAAUAAGUUAAAAAAAUAAAAAAGCUAAAAUCUAAAGAAGCUAUUUCAGUUUCGGAACUGAAGAGAGGAAAAAAAAUAAAAAAAAAAAUAAAAUCGCACACAGAGACGCACGAGUCUUUCUCCAGCCAUGAGUCUCUUCGGUUUGGGCAGAAAUCAGAGGACAUUUCGCCCAAAAAAGAGUGCACCUUCAGGGAGUAAGGGUGCACAGCUUCGGAAACAUAUUGAUGCCACCCUAGGUAGUGGAAACCUGAGGGAAGCAGUAAGGCUUCCUCCUGGAGAGGAUCUAAAUGAGUGGCUUGCUGUCAACACUGUGGAUUUCUUCAACCAGGUAAAUCUGCUCUACGGAACCCUAACAGAAUUCUGUACUGCUGAGAACUGCCCUACAAUGACUGCAGGCCCCAAGUAUGAAUAUAGAUGGGCAGAUGGUGUACAAAUAAAAAAACCUAUUGAGGUUUCUGCUCCAAAAUAUGUGGAAUAUUUGAUGGACUGGAUUGAGUCUCAACUUGAUGAUGAAUCCUUAUUUCCUCAAAAGCUUGGAGCUCCUUUUCCUCCUAACUUCAAGGAGGUUGUGAAGACAAUAUUCAAAAGAUUAUUCCGAGUAUAUGCCCACAUUUAUCACUCUCACUUCCAGAAAAUUGUGAGCCUCAAGGAAGAAGCUCAUCUCAACACAUGCUUCAAGCACUUCAUACUAUUUACCUGUGAAUUUGGUCUAAUUGACAAGAAGGAGCUUGCUCCACUUCAGGAGCUUAUAGAUUCCAUUAUCAUUCCAUACUGAACACUGAACAUGGGUUUGGCAUAUCCUGAAAAAAACGAUUUUAUUUUUAGGGAUAUGUAAUAAAGUUAAAUAAAGACUUUUAUUUGACUUAAUCGUUGCUAACACUGCUCAAUAUUAUAAAUUCCUCUGAAUUUUGCUGUAUUCCUUA